Messenger RNA from Pyrgilauda ruficollis (rufous-necked snowfinch), 2260 nucleotides. RefSeq names its product solute carrier family 30 member 3 (gene SLC30A3). Gene Ontology annotation, biological process: zinc ion transmembrane transport; response to zinc ion. The coding region runs from base 1 to 2145 and encodes 714 amino acids. Gene Ontology annotation, cellular component: plasma membrane. Gene Ontology annotation, molecular function: zinc ion transmembrane transporter activity. The record is from RefSeq and is a predicted model, not a curated record. The transcript has 9 exons. Lineage: Eukaryota; Metazoa; Chordata; Aves; Passeriformes; Passeridae.
AUGGAGCCCCAUGAAUGGACCGGCACCGAGAGCGCCCGCCUGGUCAGCCCGCGGGGCGGCCGCGCCGACGGCAGCCUGCGCCUCAAGAGGUACCGCCGGCACCGGCACCCAUCACCGGCACCCAUCACCGGCACCCAUCGCCCCGGCUCCCAUCACCGGCACCCAUCACCGGCACCCCCACCACCGCCAGCACAACUCCAUCACCGGCGCCUACGCCCCAUUACCGGCGCUAGCACCUCCAUCAUCGGCACCCCCAUCACCCUGGCACCACCACCCGCAGCACCCCAUCACCCCCCGGGGUCCCCGGCAAUUCCUCGCACCGUCACCUCCAUUAUCUCUCGCAUCUGCAACCCUCGGUCCUCCCGCACCCGCGCUGCCGGCACCUGCUCGCCCAUCAUCCCUGGCACCUCCAUCGCCCCCAUCGCCCUCGGCUCCUCCGGCACCCGCAAGCCCCCGGAGCGCCGCGCAGCUCCCACCCCCGACACCGGCACCGGCACCGCCAGCACGUCCGUCCCCGCCCGCCCCCGUGCCUUCAUCCAUCCGAGCGGACACGGCACCUCCGCAGUCCCCGCGCCAGCCCUGACCGUCCGCCACUUGCACCGUCACCCCGCCACCGGCACACUCGCCCCGCCACCGGUACCUCCGCUCAAGCGGAACCAGCCCCACCGUGCGCCAGCCUCGCUCCCCCCUCGGUGUCCGUCCCGCACCUAUCGGCGCCCAAACGUCUCCCACGCACACCGGUGCCAUCCAUCCAUCACCCGCCCACACCGGUACGGUUCAUCCGUUAGCCCCCGUCCCGGUGGGCUGCCCGUCCCCGCUCCCGCACUGCUGCCCCACGCACCGGGACCUCGGCCCCCGCCGCCCCUUCCCCAGGCCCUGUCUCCGCACCGGUGGCACGUCCCGCAGCCUGGCCCCGGGCGCAACACCUCGCUCCCGCCCACACCUCCCCAUGGGUACCUGCACCAGUCCCGUCUUCGGUUCCGGCGGGAGCCCCGGGCCACCGCCUCCUGCUGCUGCCGCCGGAACCGCGGCUGCUCGUCCCGCUGGGGGGUUCCGCCGGUGCCCCACCGACUGCCCGGCUGCAUACCGGUGGGCGGCAGCAGGACCCUCGGGGGGUCUGGACAGCAGCCCCCGAGCCGGUGUCGCCGGCACCCCCCGACCCCCAGCCCCGGGCAGGGCAGGCUCCAGGCCCGCCAGCAGCUGAGCGUCGCCUGCGCCGUCUGCUGCCUCUUCAUGGUCGGGGAGGUGAUAGGUGGCUACCUGGCACACAGCCUGGCCAUCAUGACGGACGCAGCCCACCUGCUGACGGACGUGGGCAGCAUGUCCGUCAGCCUCUUCUCCCUCUGGGUCUCCAACCGCCCACCCACCAAGAGCAUGACCUUCGGCUGGCACCGCUCAGAGACACUGGGUGCGCUGGCCUCUGUCCUCUCCAUCUGGGCUGUGACCGCGGCCCUGGUCUAUCUGGCAGCCGCCCGCAUCAUCAGCAACGACUACGAGAUCGAGGCGCGAGCCAUGCUGGCCACGUCCGCCUGCGCCGUCGGCGUCAAUCUGGUCAUGGCCUACAUCCUGCACCAGUCCCCUGCUGGCCACGGCCAUGGCACAGGGGCCUACGAGCAGCUGGAGAGCUCUGUGGCCUGCCAGCCCAGCCGCAGCCCCCUGCCCGGCAGCACCAGCGUGCGGGCAGCCUUCGUGCACGUGGUGGGUGAUCUGCUGCAGAGCGUCAGCGUCCUCGUGGCUGCCACCAUCAUCUACUUCAAGCCCCAGUGCAAGAUCGCAGACCCCAUCAGCACCCUCUUCUUCUCGGUCUUCGUCCUUGGCUCCACCAUCACAAUCCUCAGAGACGUCUUCAGGGUCCUCAUGGAAGGGACUCCGCGGGGCCUGGAGUUCGAUGCGGUGAAGGAGGUGCUGCUGGGGGCCAGCGGCGUGCGGGGUGUCCACGAGCUGCACCUCUGGGCGCUGACGCUGAGCCACCCCGCCGUGUCGGUGCACGUGGCUGUGGAUGCCGGCGCUGACGCCGAGAUGGUGCUGCAGGAGGUCACUGCCCGGCUCCAGAGCAGGUUUGGCUUUGUCUCGUGCACAGUACAGGUGGAGCAGCACCAGGAGGAGUCAGCAGGCUGUCCCCACUGCCAGGACCCCCGAACCUGAGACCCCCACCUGCUGCUGCGUUGGGCCAGACGUGGCCCCGGCCCGAGCUCCAUGUGCCCUAGAGCAGGGCAGUGCUUGAGAUCCCAUCCCCUCCUCUACCCACCCCACUGCUGCG